Messenger RNA from Microcebus murinus (gray mouse lemur), 910 nucleotides. NCBI's taxonomy places the organism in Eukaryota, Metazoa, Chordata, Mammalia, Primates, Cheirogaleidae. The record is from RefSeq and is a predicted model, not a curated record.
AUGCGGACGGUGGGUGGGGAAAAGAGGAGACGCUACUCCCAGCGAACCGCCGCCGCCGCUCCCGAGGCCUCACCAAAAUGGCCGCCGCCGUCUCGGCCGCCACCACCACCACCACAACCACCAGCUCGCUAUCGCUACCGCCGGCGCGGCCCGUCCUCUCGCGAGAGACAAUCACCCAGUGAGCUGAAGUAAGUUACUAGUGGACCCUGGACCCUCUGGUUCCCAUGGCAGCCUACUUCCGUAGCGCUGCCUCGUUUUACAUGACGAUAGUUUCCUGAUAGCUUUCAAAUACCUGUGCUAUCUGUUCACAAACUUUGUAGGUUAAGAAUCCCUUAGAACUGCGGUCCCGAAACCCCAGGCCCCGAACCAGUACCUCGGCCUCUUAGGGACCGGGCCCCACCCUCUGUCCGUGGAAAAAUUAUCUUCCAUUAAACAUAGGAACCGGGGUGUCGCACAACGGGGUGAGAAGGGGGGCGAGCAAGCGAAGUUUUAUCUGUCUGUAUAGCCUCUCCCCAUCGUUCGCAUCACCACCUGAGCUCCCUCCUGCCUUGUCUGUGGAAAAAUUGUCUCUCAUGAAACCGGUCCCUGAUGCCAAAAGGGUUGAGGACCGCUGCCUUAGAGAAUUUGAUACCCUCACCCCAGAAUAGAGCGAUAAAUAACAGCUACCUUCUACUGAAGCUACUUUGUGCAUUGAUUAUCUCUUUUAACCCUAACAGUGUUUCAUUUUACAAAUGAAUUAAGGUUAGAGGUUAAAGAGUGAUAGAGUCCAAAGCCCAUAUUCACAGCCGAGCAGACUAAAGCACAAGAAUGCACGUUUUGACAAAUUUUACUACCUAACGCCCACCCUAGGAGACCAGGUUAGGAUACCCGGAUAAAGCUUUAUUUCUUUUUGAAACAGUGUCUCUCUCUA